AUGUCUGGCAUCGUGGAAGCCUCUACGGUUGCCAGCACAUCUAGUGCACCGGUGCUACAGCAUUUCGAACCUACAACUUUACCAGAACCUUCAUCCUUAUCGUCAUUGCCGCUCCAGCUCCUCACGUCACCCUUGCGCGCCUUUCAACACGCCGAGACCUUUGCCCUCCGGACAGUUCCUCAGACACUCGCUAGAAUCCCUGGAAUGAACGCCCUAGGGUUGGACUUCUGGAGCGGAGCAGAUCCGACUACCGGGGCCGGUGACGCAGGGACAGCAGCAACCAACGCGGCUGCGAAUAUGGCUGGAGCUGCGGGAGGAGUAGGCCAGGAUGGUGGCUACUACAUUGCUGAGUUCCUUAGCGCGAUCAAGAAGGUCGGCGGUUUCUUUGGGUACUUGACCAGUCUGUGGUCAUUCGCAUGCUUGGUGGAGGCACUCAUUCUCAACCGCAUCACAAUCUAUGCGUCCACUCGGCGACACCUUCGACUGGGCUGGGAAAGACGCCUGGCUCUCCGUUUGAUCCCUAUCCUUCUCUUGUUGUUUCAAAUCACGAGUCUGCUUCGCGGAAUCAGGUGCCAGACAUCGCCCGACUUUUCGACUUUUCGAUAUGGCAAGCCCGGAAAGCAACUCAUCUUCGACUAUUCCAGUGAUGGGGGUGCUCUUUAUACAAUCAGUUCCAAGCUCUUAGGAUGGGAGUCUGUCGAGCAGUCCUGCAGCGCUGUGAAGAUGGGCCGCACAGGCACCUCGUCGCCGAUUCCGUACGGGUCCUUUUCUCUCUUGUGGCCGACAUUUUUACUUCUUUGCGGGAGCCACUUCGCCGAGACUUUGUCAUGCGCAUUGCAAGGAAAGCCUGUGAUGACUGAGACAGGAAUGUCUAUCUUUGAGCAUUCACUUGCAUUCGCAGAAGCCGAGUCGAUGAUUAGCAAAUCAAUUGGACUGGGCAUGUUUGGUCUUCCGAAACAAAGUCCUCUCAGUACAAGUUCAUCUGGCGAAGCAUCAGCCUCGGUUCUUCAAAUGCUUACAAGAUCGCAAGUUUUGGAACGCAUGAAUGUGACGCCUGAAUUGUUACUCAUUGCACUGAUAUCAUGUUGCAAUAGUUUAACAUCCCACCUUUUAGACGUCAUCGGGAAACAAAGCAGAUAUCGGCUGUUAAAUACUGCUUUUUGGGGAGCCUGCUUCAUGGCUGCCAUGUUAUGGGGGUUGGAAGGUGGCCCGCCCGUCAGCAUUGAAACCGGCGUUCUCAAGUUCCCCACAGUAUGCAUUGUCGGGUUCAUUCCUCACAUACUUGUCCUGUUUGGCAUCGUUGUCUGUGUGUCAAUCUAUGGAAUCGCCCUCACAAUCACCGCUUUUUCAAUGCAUCCGGAAGAUGAGCAACCUGUGACGCUCCGUGAGCGGUUCAUGCUCGCACAUGAUAAUAUGCAAGGAUCCAACCAGAUCCGCAGCGUUCGCAUUAAUAGACACGAGGAUUUCUAUACAACUUUGCUUAGGAUCGGCUAUGUCGCUCUCACUGCUGCGAGCGAAGCCGUCUUUUUAAAUGAAGGCAAAGCAGUCAUCGCGCGGCGCAUGACAUGGCUAGAAGAGGACCGACUCGCUGAGAUCGAGGCUUCGCGAAAGAAGUCCUCUUCUUAUGAACAUUGGCAAAGUGAAUCAAACACUCGUCCGAUCGAGGCUUUGGGCUUUGCAAGCUUUGACAUUCCACACGAGCCUCCAGUUUGGGUGACUGGCUACGACCGUGAAAAGAAGAUUGAGAAGCAAAAGAAUGGCAAUCGCGCCGUUCGUUCUCAAGCCGAGCUUGGCGGAGUUGGAGCGGUGCGCGUGUCCAUCCGCCUAUGGCAUGUUGCCUCGUUCUUCCGUGCUAUUACGUUGCUCAUCCUGCGCUGGGUCGCAUUCGGAUUCAGCAUAGUACUUGAUCGACUGGGAUUCACUGCUCGUCCGAUGUGGCUGAAACGCCUGAUUGGACACCGUCAACAAGCGGCUGAGACUGAAAAGCCUGGUGAAUCACGUCCACUAGAUUUCUGGAUCAUCUCUGAUGAUGGAGAAAUCAGACUUCCCGAAAACGGUGACUUCGAUGUUGAGCUAGAGAUGAGGAAGCGAGAGCGGACAAAUCGAAUCGAACGAUUGGGACCGGAUGAAGGCUGGCUAGAUGACAGGUUGUACGGCUGGUGGAGAUCUGGUGGCGCCUGGGGCAACCAAGAUCAUAGCUCAGACUACCAACCCGCAGCUGACGAUGAUUUUGACACCACUAGUAUGGUUUCCAUGUCGACCAAUGCCUCCGAAUCAGAAUGGGAAGACUACCCAUCCGAUGACGGCCGUCGCACUCCCACUCAACGUGAACCAUACGCAGACAAGGCACGCCCCGCCCCUAUCCAAGAUCCUCUGCUUGAUAUGAGCACUCUCGCGCGUCUUCUCGACCCUCGUGACAGCGAAAGCAGAGAAGAAGCUCGCAUCCUUGCCGCGCAUCUCAAAUCCAGCCAGGAUAGCCCCCAGGUCAUGACUCGCAGUCGCUACCAGAAAGAGAUUGAACGGGAGAAAUCCAAGAUCAUCUUCUCCUCUCGUCUGCACCAGUUAAAUGCCAUGGAGUCCGGGCCGAGUGGGCGUAAGCCCACCGCGGAUGAGGAAUCCGAGAUUCUGGAAAAACUCAUCCUCUCUCGUCGCGCGGAGACCUCACCUCACGCCGAUGCCUCUUCCUGGGAGUCCGGCGCAACAGGCCUCGGUCCCAAUGGCCCGCCUUGCGUGGUUUGUCAGACUAGCCCUCGGGCUAUCAUCACCUGGCCCUGUCGCUGUCUCUGCAUUUGCGAAGACUGUCGUGUUAGCCUUGCGAUGAACAACUUUGGCAGCUGUGUGACCUGCCGUCAGGAAGUUGGGGGAUUCAUGCGUCUAUGGGUUCCGUGA
This is a messenger RNA of Penicillium antarcticum, 2889 nucleotides long. RefSeq names its product putative ubiquitin-protein ligase (Asi3). The record is from RefSeq and is a predicted model, not a curated record. Gene Ontology annotation, biological process: ubiquitin-dependent protein catabolic process; protein ubiquitination. The coding region runs from base 1 to 2889 and encodes 962 amino acids. NCBI's taxonomy places the organism in Eukaryota, Fungi, Ascomycota, Eurotiomycetes, Eurotiales, Aspergillaceae. Gene Ontology annotation, molecular function: ubiquitin protein ligase activity. The transcript has 2 exons.